AUGUCAGUAUCGUCUGGUAGUUCGCUUUGUGGGGAUCGUGAUCAGGAUCUAUUAUUAGACGACGAAGAAGAAAUCGACUUCUAUGCCAUUCUGAAUGUCCCUAGAGACGCGACAGAAGAUGAAAUAAACAAGGCCUAUCGGAAACGUUGCCUUAUCUUCCACCCGGACCGACACGAUGAUGAAGAUGACAAAAAAGAGGCUGAGAAGAUUUUUGUUCAACUCCGUCGUGCCCAUGAAACUCUGAUGGAUCCGAAAAAGCGAGCUAUAUACGAUGCACUCGGCGUGCAAGGUCUCGACACACAGGGAUGGGAACUAGUAUCAAGAUCAGCGAAUCCUGAAAACAUCAGACGGGAAUACGAUUUCUUGCAACGGUUAAAAGAGCAGGAACUCAUGUUGCAGCGAAUACAUCCUGCUAGUUCAUUCGUCGUAAGAACGUCAUGUGCCGGUUUAUUCCCGGAGGAUCCAGACGAUAGAUAUCCUCCUCAGCUCAUUGGGAUAUCUAUCACUCAAUCAGUGGAUUGUGCCAUGAAUGAGUCAAAUCGAGUGGGGCUCAUUGGCCGAGUGAAAUCUGGUAAUGGCCGUGGUGACGGUAGUGUCACUGCUUUAUGGAAAAAGAAUGCGGGAAAGUUUAAUGUCGAGAAUACACUUACUGUAUCCAGCGAUGUGUUAAACUUAUCGUGUCGUGCCUCUCGAAGUCUUUACAAUCGAGCUGCGAUUAUCGUUCAACCGUCUUUACAAUACUUUCCUAUGCAGGAGACUUUUGCACCAGGCUUGUCAUUGGUUUACUCGAUGCGACUGCGAGUACGCUGGCAAGGGAGUAUUAUAUUGAACUUGACCCCAGCAGGCAGUUCUCUGACCACUACUCUAGUGCACACGGAAAACAACCAACCGAAAGCUCUACUCAACUUCACGUUGUCACCAACGAGUUCUAAUGUACGAUUAGUGUACAUUGUUCGUAGUCCUGACCACGAUGCUUUCACUGAGAGUGCAGUGCAGCUGUCAAUGUUUGGAAUCACGCCAUCCAUCCAUUUUGAAAGGAGAUUGUCACGAUUCUCGCGAAUCGGAUGUGCUCUUCACUUCUCUUUUCCUUCUUGCAUGUUGUCUGCUAGGUUCAAGCUCAAAACUGGGCAGUCCUCCUUUGAUUGGCAUAUAGUCUUGUGUGAUGAUCGCGAAGUUUUGGCAAGAAGCACAAUUUAUGGUGUCGUCGUGCCAGUUGUUUUAUUUCAUCUAGCAACCAAGGUAGAUGUCUUAAUCUGUCCACAACGAUUUUGUCAUUGUUAUGUUUCUGCUAAGGUGGUGUUCCGACGAUGGUAUGACCGAUUUACAUCGCUAUUCGACGAUCACAGUCAAGAUCGAGAGGUUGACACAGUCAAACAAGAGGAAGCUGGACGUAUCAUAAAUCUUAUGCGCCCUACCGCUGAGCGCAUUCGACAGGAGGAGCAGCGGAAACUUGGAGUUGUGAUCAUCGAAGCCAGGUAUGGACAGUGCGAGGCUAGUGGUUCGUCGUCGUAUAUUUUGGCUGGGGACCGAACAAUUGACGUCACAGUUCCUCUUCAGGCCAUGGUCAAUGACUCACAAUUAAGGAUCUACUCAGUUAAGAGUCAGUUGCCAGGAUUCUAUGAUCCGUGUCCAGGAGAACCAAAAAUGCUACACGUUCGAUACUUAUUCCGAGAUGAGCCGCAUGCUGUCACCGUAGCAGAUGAUAUGCCGAUCCAAAUACCAACCAAAUGUAGGUUACCCAUGAUAGCUAUUCGCGUCAAUGCCCAUAGAAGAUAA
Messenger RNA from Haemonchus placei, 1776 nucleotides. The record is from the annotation of a GenBank genome assembly. Lineage: Eukaryota; Metazoa; Nematoda; Chromadorea; Rhabditida; Trichostrongylidae.